This is a messenger RNA of Cottoperca gobio, 2953 nucleotides long. RefSeq names its product X-ray radiation resistance associated 1 (gene xrra1). NCBI's taxonomy places the organism in Eukaryota, Metazoa, Chordata, Actinopteri, Perciformes, Bovichtidae. Gene Ontology annotation, molecular function: protein binding. The transcript has 16 exons. The record is from RefSeq and is a predicted model, not a curated record. Gene Ontology annotation, cellular component: nucleus. Bases 189 to 1982 code for a protein of 597 amino acids.
CCGCCCCCCGCUGGACGGGAGGAGCAGCUCUCGUUUUACAUGCUGUUGCUAGGAUACAGAGCACUACAGUGUAGCUCAAGAUCAAAAUAUUUAGUAGCAAAUAGUCUUGCUAGCUCACUUCGUGAAUAUCGCAAUUAACACUUGCAUGAAAAGUUGUUUGGGAUAAACGGAUCUCACACGCAAACACGAUGACUGCAGCUUCCUAUAAAUUUGAUGAUGGACAGACCAAUCCUACCAAAUGUUUCCCAACAGGAACAUUACUCCGUCAGAGAAAAGAAGGUGCUGGUCAUUGGCUUGUGGCUUACAGAAAGGCAGAGGAGCAGAAACACAAGAAUGUGCCUAGAAGAAUAAAAGAGACUUAUAAAGAGUGUGGGAACAUCAGGGGGCCUGAUUCUGCUCGUGGUAACACAUUAGAUGGAGUUUUCUUGCUCAAAUUGCAUUGUGUUGAUAAGCCGUCCGAGCUCUGCUCUGUUGACAUCAGUGAGCAGAAACUGAAUUCUGUCCAGCCAGAAGACCUCAAGGUGUUUGACGGUGUAGUUUACAUCGAUGCGUCGAGUAACUCCCUCUCUUUAGGGUCUUUCAGUAGUUUUGUGUCUUUAAGAAAACUUAAUCUGUCAUUAAACGGGCUUCGCAACAUGACGUUUCAUGCUCCUGACUUCCCUCAGCUUGAGGUUUUGGAUUUGUCCUACAACAGUUUGUCAGCCGAUGAUAUUGUUUUCAUCGGUCGGCUUCCGUGUCUAAAAAGCCUUCAUCUGACUGGAAAUCAGCUUCAUCAUCUUCCUCAACUGCCGGCUACAGAAGAAGACGCACCGUUUAAAGCUCUUGAAGUCCUGAUGCUGGACGAUAACAAGCUGUCCUCUGGAGUCUUCAGCAGUCUUUCAAACCUUAAGAGGCUAAAGUAUUUAAACCUGCAGAGGAACCACAUUUCUGAAAUACCAUAUUUGCAACUUGAGGGCCGUUCCAAACCUCUGCAGACCUCUGCUGAAGAAGAGAGACUUGCCCACACCGAUGAAAGAUCCAGUUUCCCACUACCAGAGCUUCAGUUCCUCAAUUUAGCUGACAACAAGAUUGCGGAGGAGGAAGCACUGAUGGCUGUCGCUCUUUUCCCGAUGCUUCAAGAAAUUGACAUUCACUCCAACCCUCUGACCACACAGAGGAGCGGAGACCCUCCCUUACUGACCUAUUACCUCCAAGAGAGACUGGGGAUUACGAUAAAACGCAAGCAGACACAAGAGGUGGGGAAGCUCCCACUGAAGGUGUCGGCUGAUCCAAGAUGGAAGGUGGAAGAAAGAAUCCCAAAAGUGUCUAAGAAGCCAAAGUUGAUGGAUGCACAAACUCAGGUUGAGAAACGUACGGCGACUGUUGAAUCUGAGGGCGAGUAUAUCGGAGACGACAGCCUCCAAGAAAACACAGAACACUUCUUUGCUACUCAGGCACCAGAAGUUCCUGAAUAUGAGUGCGAUCUUCGAGCCGAUGAGAAAGAAGUUGCAGCGAACAAGGACAAUGCCAUUCCUGAAAGAUUCGCAUGUUGCAAAAUGUUAAUGGACGCAAAUCCUGAUGUGGUGGAGCCCGUCGGAAUUCAAACAGCUGUUCGGAUGCUGGAACACACACUGAAGAACCUUAAUGUUUACAGAGACUCAAAACCAAAACUUGAUAGCAUCCAGAUGCCAUACAGCGGAAGAGAGAAAAUGAUUAAGGAACUCCCCCCGUGGAAGCCAGUAAAGCAGCCAACUGAGAGGGUUGAUAAAAUGAUCAAGGAAAUCAAAGAGAGUACCACAAUCAGAGAAGUGUCCUUAAGCAGCGCCGUGCAAGGCACAGGUGUUAACAAGCAGGAGCACAAGGAAGCUCUGUUGCUGCUGAGGGACAUGAAGACAAAGCACAAAAUGGUCCAUAAGAAAACAAUGGAGCAAGCAGCCAGCAUGGAGUCUGAUAGAAAUGCGAACCAAACCGGAGCUGAACCUCCACCUGUGCAGAUUCUCUAAUUCAUAUGCAAGCGCUCAGCUAAACUGUGAUUUUUUUUCUUCUUGCCUUGAAUAACACCUCCUUGGUGUUGGCAUACAACUGGUGCGAGUGGAGCUGAUGAGGAAGCCAAGCAUAUGUGAAAAAUAAAAGUGAUGUUAUUCAGAUUAAGUGAGAAAAAAUGAAUAGUGGUGAUCCGUUUCCUAAGUCUGAGCUGUGUGUCUUUUUAUGGUUUAAGAACAGGUGAAAAAAUACAUCUUCCAGAAUAUUUUCUCAUAAGUUAGGUUUUGCCUGGUCAGCAAUAAAAUAAUCCGCCAAAACAUUUCAUCACAGAUGAAAAACAGUUACUUAGAAAAUAUUUCUGGCAAAACUUUUCACCCCAACUGUUUCACAGAUGAUUUAUUUAUUUUUUUAAAUCUUGGCAAAAGCUUUUCCUCCCUAUUUUUGAGUCAUAAAGAAAGGGGAGAAACCAUUUACAUCAGACUUGCACCACCAGAAUAUUUUAUUUCUCACUUGCCUCCCAGGGCUUCCAUAUUAAAAAAAUAACUGAGAGAAACAAAGUUCAUUUUGAAGUUUACCAAAAAGAAUGCUAUGGCUUAUAGCGGGCGGUCAAUCAUUAUCUAGAAGCUUACAGAACUGUCUCUGAUUAAUACUGGGACAAGGAUAUGAUUUCUAACAGCUGCACCACUACUGCUAUGACCAGAUUUAUCCAGCAUGCAUGCAUAGUAGCCUUUGCAUCAGCUUUGUUUGUCACUAAUGUUCAGCAGUAACAAUACAAAGUUAACUGGGUUAAGCCAAUGUGUGUACGUUUGCAUCUUUCAGUGUUUCCUCCGGCCCCAACCUGUUACCAUACGUACUCGAUGCCUUUAAACACCUCCGGGAGUUGCUACCAAUAAUAUGUUCAAUUCCAAUAUUAGCCAACAUGCUGUGAUUGUUAUUGAGGAAGAUGUGGAUUCCUACGCACAUCUUGAUGUCCUGAAGCAAUAAAGCAAUG